This is a messenger RNA of Racocetra persica, 181 nucleotides long. Lineage: Eukaryota; Fungi; Glomeromycota; Glomeromycetes; Diversisporales; Gigasporaceae. The record is from the annotation of a GenBank genome assembly.
CAAAGCAAAAGCAACAAAGCAAAAGCAACAAAGCAAAAGCAGCAAAGCAAAAAUAGCAAAGCAAAAGCAGCAAAGUAAAGUAGCAAAAGAAAAACAGCAAAGCAAAAACAGCAAAAGCAAAAGCAGCAAAAGUGACAAAAGCAAAACAAAAGCAACAAAACAAAAUCAGAACGAUUAUUAA